GCCGGUCACGUGCUGCAGGUGGGGAGGGCUGUGGAGAGUGAACCGAAGUGACCUGAGAGCGGGGGGGGGCAGUAUCUGGCCGGGCUGAGGCAACACCGAGACUCCCGGAUCCAGCGGCCGCCGCGGAGCCUCAUAACGACUGUCACACAGUGUGGCCCCCACAGGACAGCCUGCAGACAUGAAGAGCGUCGGUGUGACGGGCGUCUGUAAUGAAAGGACUUCUUCUGACCGGGUCUCUGCCGUCAUCUACCGGCUGGAGCUGAACGGCUCGCUCUGAAAGCUAAUCCCGGAUCUGCGAGUAGAAUGAAGUAUGGGGAGACUUUUCUGUUAGCACCGUACGAGGCGGCCGCCGGGGACCUGCUGAAUCUGAGUAUAGAGACGUCCGGAUACUCCCAGGCCCAGCAUUGGAGCUGUCUCCGUGCGUAAGAAUGCCGGAAAUGACUCAGAACGAGACUCUUACGAAGACGCGGCACAGGAAGAAAAAUAGAGAGAGUCACAAUGAGGUGGAGAGACAUAGGAAGAAAAAGAUAAACUCUGGCAUAAGUCGCAUUGGGGAUCUCAUACCUUGUUCGCCAGCAUUGAAGCAGAGUAAAAAUAUGAUCUUGGAGCAGGCGUUCAAGUACAUCACAGAGCUCAAGAGACAAAACGAUGAGCUCCUUCUUAACGGAGGUGACAAAGAACAAGCUUGUGAGAUAAGACGACUUAGGAAGCAACUGGCAGACAUCCAGAAAGAAAACGCUCGCUACAUAGAACUGCUGAAGAGCAACGAUAUCUGCCUGUACGAUGACCCGACGCUGCAUUGGAAAGGGAAAAUGAGAAAUGCCAAGGCUUCCUUCGUCGUUGCUGAGCCGGUCCAGAAACUUCCCCUCUGCUUGAACGGCACCCAGCUGAGUUCUUCUAACCACGGCCCCGCCAUGCACGGGAUCACGUUUAACGUGGGACAGAAUCUGCAAAAGCAAACGGCGAACGUUGUGCCCGUGCAAAGGACUUGCAGUUUGGUGACGCCCGUUACUGUCUCCGGAGGGUACCCUUUAGGAAAUAAACCCUGGCAGGCAAACGCUGUGAUUGCGACCACGUCCGGGCUGCACCCACCUCUGUGUCUUCCCGUAACUGCCCAAGCUCCGAGCAAUAACGACAUCCCUGCGUCUAAAGGUGAACAGAGCGGUCCUUUUGCAGCAAGUUCCCAAUCUUCUUCUUCUUUCCUCGCUGGUUUUGCAGGCCAGUUACACUGCUCUUCCACCCAAACAUCGCAAGCAGAAAACGGCGCGGCUAAUCUUUCUGGACAACAGCAAGACUUGCCAAGGACUUCUGCGCUGCCCUCUACCAGCUUUCCACCCAGCUCCUCGCUCCUGUCUUCUGAAGUGCCACCGGUCCCUGCGGCUGACAUAAGUUUACAAGAGGCUCAAAACCUUGCGCAAGGACAGAGUUCGGACCCCCCUGGCUGCGUUGAAACUGUGAAAGAUGCUGUAAAAGAAAUGCUCGCAAGCACCAACGCUGAGCCCGUUCCUGUAAUAACCGUCGCGUCCUUAGAAAAUUCACCCCCGGGUGAGUUUCUGACGUCAUCGGCUGUGGUCACGUUGACUGCCGCCCCUCUGGAGAGUAGCUGGUCCCUUUCCAGUUCUUUAUCUGCUUCUGAGCAGAAAAACAUAAGCAGCUUAACCAGGAUCUCCUCCGAUGGAAACACCCAAACCACAUGGACGACGUUGCAGGUGGCAGGGAACACCGUUCAGCCUUUGAGUCAGACGUCCUCCACGGUCAUCCCUAUGCUGUUAACCGACCAACAGACGUUAUCCAAGGAUGUCUUAAAUAGGCAGGCAACGGCUUGCAUAAACUUAAAUAGCUUUCUGGCUUCAGAAGCCAAGCCUGUGGAGCAAGUAAUGGUAAAAAUGCCUUCUUGCCAGCAGGUACCAGUUCAGUCUUUAAUACCCCAACCACAAGCAACGGCAAAUAUUCUUCCGCUUAAUCCUCCGGUGCAAGUCAUUCAGGUGGCGCAGCCUAUCGGCCCUGCGAUCAACCCUGCUCCGGGUAACCAAAACAUCAUAUUCCUUCAGCCUCCGACACCAGCUCCUUGUCCACCUGUCCUACGUGCGGAAGUUUCCAAGCCAGCGAUGGGGCAGCAGAUCGUUAUUAUUCAAGCGCCUACUAACCAAACCCAGCUCCCUGUCAUGUCUGCUCAGCCAGCACCGUCUGUCGUGUUGCCUCUUAAUACAAGCAAUCCUGCAGUCUGUACGUCAAACACCGUGCAGCAUUCUGUCACGCCGCAGACGGUUGGAGGAAAGCACCUUGUUCAUAUAUUACCCAGACCCACGUCUGUACCGUCCAGCACCGUGCAGCCAUGCCCUGUGUCUACGAGCGCGUCGAACCAGCAGACGCCAACAAUUUCUCUGAACGGACAUUUGUUUGCAUUGCAGCCGGUAACUCCUUCAGCCGGUACUUCCAACCAAGCCCCGAUGCAAAUCAUCCAACCGACUACCAGCGAAGAUCCCAACACUAACGUGGCUCUCAACGCCUUUGGUGCUUUGGCCAACCUCAGUCAAAGCAUCUCCCAGAUGGCAGGGCAAAGCUGCGUGCAAUUCUCAGUGAACCCUCCAACGGUUUCUUUAACGGGGGCUUCUGCGCCGGUUAAUUGCAUCUCUGUAGCUGGAGCCGGUGUUUCUGCAGCGACCACCGCUAGCUCACAAGCGUUACCUCUGCCCUCUACUCCUACAAAGCUCCUUCCCGUAAAGCCUGUCGGAGCGACACCAUCGAACAUCAAAGCCAAAAAGGCACCUAAGAAGCCCAGCGUUAAAAAGACAGCUGCCAAGAAAGAGCCUGUUGUGUCCGUUAAAUCCGAUUCUUUGAUCGGGGAAACUUCAAAGCAGCAGCCAAGUUCUGAGAACCCCACGCAGGCAGGAGAUACUGCCGGGCUAGUAACGUCGACUAAUGGUGAACCCGACAAGCUUGAUGCUUCAGGUGGUCAUUCUAAUAACAUGAUGGUUGGUGAAACAGGACCUUUGAUGGUAUUAAACCCCAGCGAGGAAGCCAUCAUGCUUACUGAAGAGCAGUUUUCCACGGAGUUUCCAAGUGCAGAAACGUGCGUAAGCGGAGAAGAACAAAUACCCCAUUCCAAGGCAGCGGAGGUCUUUAAUACUUGCACUCCGACCAGCGAUUCCCCCGUGACACCCGCCGGUAAUCUUGUUCAGGGCUCUGUGGCGGUUGGCUUAUCGCAGGAUCAAACCACCUCGCAGACAGCUGAAGCUUCUGAUGCUGCUGUUCAUAAACCCUGCCUUGCUGAAGCGGAUCCUCCGAGUUUAACGGCUACUCAUCUGCUGGAAGUACAGAUUUUGUCAGAUGAUCCAAAAGAGAGUUCUCCAUCUUCUCUAAAAUUAGACGGUAAGGAAGCUGCCGGCUCGGAGCUGCUAAACAGAAAAGCAAAGUCGAAAGAAAUUCAGUCUACCGAGCAGAUCGGCUCGGAUGUUCUGCUUUUGAACACCUCGAGUGGCCACUCCGCGCAGCCAUGCGUGUCCGAACACGAGGUCGCCGUCAGCAGUGCUUGCGUUAACAGACAGACGGACUCUCCUCUGUCCACAAGCUCCGGGAGUAGCCGGAAUUUUUCGGUGGCAUCUAUGUUGCCGGAUACGAGCAGAGAAGACGUUAUCGUGACAGCGGUGCCUUCGUUUAAUGGUUCUGCGUUUGCGGAACAGAGCGACAUUGUGGCUGUGGCUGCCAGCGUUAUCUUUGACCAAGAAGCCGUGACAAAAGGGAGCGCGAGGCUUCAGACAGAGGCCGGACGCGCGGUUUCAAGGGAUAUCGAGUGUGAAGUUUUAUCGGGCGACUGUAGACACCCGUACAAGUCCCAAUCGACAAAGGAAAACCUUGUUCAAGUUCCGACGGUGGCCAACUGUUUUAACCCUGUUGGUUGCGCGCCUCUUCCCGGUGGCGUUCGGUUGGAGGAGAAAAAUUGUCCCGUGGGAAUCAACAGCGCAAAUCUCUCUCUGCAAAUAUCAACGUCUCUUUCCCAAACCGGCACCAGUCUCAGUAUAAAUAAUUUAAUACAUCAGUCCGAUGUCAACCACUCCGCCACCAGCUGCGCGAAUGUUUCACAGCCGUCUGAUCAAGUUGGCCUUUCUACAGCCUCUAAUACAGGUAGCAACACCUACGAAAACCAGUCCUCGGCGUUGUCUGGUUACUCUCCGGAGCAGCUACAGACCUUACGGGCCACCGUCAUGCAAGUGACCCAGGCCUCGGACUCCCUGUUAAAGCACGACGAGGGUAGGAAAGAGGCCAGCAAGCGCUGCGCCCACGAGGAUGGGUUGCUUUCCGCAGCCAAGCGCCAAAAGCAGUGUCAGCCUCACGCUCGCCACGAAAGCUUACAGGACAGCCUUUCAGAGCAAAACAACAUGUUGGUGUGCCGAGUCCCUACAAAUGCCACCCCAACCGUCUCCUCCAGUAGCCAAAGCCACGUAGAUGGGCUCUCUACCCUCUUCCCACCCAAUAGCUUUGUAAACACAAACCUGAGACAGACGGACAUGCGUUGCAGUUCUCAGCCUGCCGUUUCAGAACAAGGACAGCUGAGCACCCAGCAUCUCCAGCCUUUGCCGCAGCUCACAGCUAACCAGCAGGUAUCCCACUUACAUAACAGCAACCCGUACCUGAAGCAGCAGCAGCAGCAGCAUCAGAGCGGCCUUUUACGAGAGCAGCACCACUUGUAUCAGCAGCACCACGUCGCGCACGCGGACAGCGGUAUCCACUCGCAGUCCCAUAACGUGCAACAGCAAAGACUCAUCCAGCACGACGCGCAGAUGCAAAAGAAGCGGGGGACGGUGCCGAGCGGACAGGCCACGCGGUUGUCUUUACAGCAGAAACAUCAGCUUUCCGACCAAAAUCGACAAAAGGGCGGCCAGCAGCACGGCCACCACCAGCAGAUCCAGCAGCAGAUGGCUCCUCACUUCGGGUCUUCGCAGGUAGAUAAGACCUGUGAAAACAACGGACAGGGCCGGACCCAUCACCCGCAGGCCCUCGUAAACCAGGAAAUCCUUCACCAGCAUCAGCAAGACGUCAGCAACAGACCACAGGGGCCGGUCGUGUCUUCGGAACAUUUGACCGGCCACAGCCAAGUCCAAAGACUCAUGACCUCGAGGUCUUUAGAGCAGCAGAUGGUUUCUCAGGCCAGUAUUGUUUCCAGGCCCACAAACAUGACUUGCGCCCCGCAUAGGCAGGAGAGAAACAGAGUUUCUAGUUAUUCCGCCGAAGCCCUCAUCGGCAAGAGCUCGUCGAGUUCUGAGCAGAGAAUGGGCAUUGCCGCUCAAAGGCUGCCCGACCAGCUUGAAAUGAGAAAGUACAUGGAUGUUUCCCGAAAUAAAAGUCUAUCUGUUCAUAACAUGCAGAGCCGCAUGGCCAUGGACCAUCCUGUGAACGACGGUCAGCAUCUCCCCGAUUGUCAGACGUUUAAGACGGGCAACUCCAACCAACAGCAAUCGGGAGGCUUUGAGGGACAGACCUCAAGAAAUAACGAAGUUAAUCCAGUCUCUUCCAUGAGGGGUAUGCAGUCACAAGCCUAUAGGAUUAGUCAAAAUCCCAAUUCGGCCAUGGAUCGGCAAAAACACUUACCAUAUCAGCCGGUGCAAGAAGUACCGAUCACAAACGCUGUACAGAUCCGGGAGAACGAAAAUUUGUGUCACCAAAGCUUUAUGCAGAGUCUGCUAACCCCGCUCAUCGGAGAGCAGAUCGGCUCGAGUCAGAGAUCCAUACCGGGUCAUCAGCGGUCGCAGUAUAAUCCAUCCUCCGGCAUCGAGUACAGCUGCCCUCCGGCGCGUGACUCUAUCCAUCUCCGAAGAGAUAACGAUGGGCCAGGCCGGGAGAGCUGCGACCUGGCUAUGGGACAGGUGACCUCUAGAAAUAAUUCUUUAAGCAUCCCGUUCUCCUCUUCUUCGGGAGAUAUUCAAGGCAGGAACACGAGCCCCCAUUCCUCGAUGCAGAAGUCAAAUGUCAUGCGGCAGACGGACAGCCACGGGUCAAAGAACCAUUUGAAUAUUCAGGUGUCCAUUAACAUGCACGGAGUGGUUCAUCCAUCCAUACCCCAUCAACCGGGCGCCCAUGGAAACGUUGACCAGCGACAGACCGUUCGACACGGGAAUCCUCCAAUAGCCCAACGCUCGAGGCAUCCUUUACAAGAAGAAGCGGACUCUAAAGCCCGCCAGUCUGAAAGAAAUCGGCCCGGGAACCAAAGACACGGCAAUGUGUUCGAUCCCACCCUCCCCCACCUUCCCCUCGCUGGCCCUGGCAGUAUGAUUAUCGGGCGCCAGCAGUCCAUCAAUGAAAAGAGGACCGGCAUCGUUCGCUUCAUGCCAGACGGCCCUCAAGUAACCAGUGACAACCCCACCGCGGACCAGCACUCGCUGACCCAGAACUUUGGAUUCCCUUUUAUUCCUGAAGGGUCAAUGAACCCGCCAAUAAAUGCGAACCCGUCUUUCAUCCCCCCUGUCACGCAGGCUGCUGCCACCCGCACCCCGGCCUUAAUCCCUGUUGAUCCCCAGAACACCCUUCCAUCCUUCUAUCCUUCUUACUCCCCGGCACAUCCGAGCUUGGCCAACGACAUCACGAUCCCUUACUUCUCCAACCAAAUGUUUCCGAACCCUAGCACAGAAAAACCCAGCGGCGCCGGAUUAAACAACCGCUUUGGAUCCAUCCUGUCUCCUCCGCGGCCCGUCGGCUUCUCGCAGACCACGUUCCCCCUUCUUCCGGACAUGACGCCGAUGCACAUGACUAACCCGUCCCACCUGUCCAACUUCAACCUGACUUCUCUGUUUCCGGAGAUCGCCACGGCCCUCCCGGCAGAGGGCUCAGCCAUGUCUCCACUCCUCUCCAUCUCUCACGCUUCAAACUCGGAAUCUUCUAAGCAGUCGUCUAACCGGCCGGCUCAUAACAUAAGCCAUAUUCUGGGCCACGAUUCCAGCUCCGCUGUAUGAAGUCAUUAAAAAAAACUUUUUUGUUUAGAUCGAGAACGUUCCGUGUUGUCUCUAAAGGUCCGAUUUGCUUGGCUUUCUGUUCAUGGUCUCCGAUA
Spea bombifrons (plains spadefoot toad) is the source of this 7042-nucleotide messenger RNA. It is a transcript of the gene USF3, whose product is annotated as upstream transcription factor family member 3. The transcript has 8 exons. Lineage: Eukaryota; Metazoa; Chordata; Amphibia; Anura; Pelobatidae. The record is from RefSeq and is a predicted model, not a curated record. The coding region runs from base 429 to 6947 and encodes 2172 amino acids. Gene Ontology annotation, molecular function: protein dimerization activity.